This is a messenger RNA of Oikopleura dioica, 687 nucleotides long. The record is from the annotation of a GenBank genome assembly. NCBI's taxonomy places the organism in Eukaryota, Metazoa, Chordata, Appendicularia, Copelata, Oikopleuridae.
AUGCUCGAAUUUCUUUUUAUUGUAAUUUCAACUUUUGUCACGUGCCAUGCUGAGUUUCUGGAUGCAGAGGAUACGCGUUGGGUCAGAGUUUGUACGAAAUGGAUUCCAUGCCUUUUGCUUGCGAUUAUGAUCCAAAAUGAGAAAAAGAAGACGAAAUGCAUCCCAGGUGCACCAACAACGAUCCAAGUUGGUUUGUUCUUUUCUGCCAUCGGUGAUGUUUUUCUGGUCUACGGAAUGUACGAAAACUACUUUAUUGCUGGCGUAUGCUUCUUUGGCAUUGCACAAAUGUUUUACACAAUGUCAUUCGGCUGGGAAGUUUGCAACUACGUCUCGAUGAUGAUGAUGGUCUCUAUGAACUACAUUCUUCAGAGAACGGUCAUCGCCGAGGUUCAAGAUGAGAAAAUUCAUGUCAUGGUUGUUGGUUACAGCGUUCUUCUUACUUUUAUGGGCUGGAGAGCUGUUGAUGCUGCAGUAGCACCUGAUGCUUCUGGCUGGGAGCGAGUCUAUUCUCUUCUGGGAGGCAUCAUUUUCGUUAUUUCCGACCUUAUGAUCGCUGUGAAUCAAUUCGUUCGACCGAUUCCAAAUCACAAACUUUAUAUUUUGAGCACUUACUUCUUUGCCCAGUACUGUCUCGCUCAAUGGUCAAUUUGCAAGGCUCACCGAAUGCCCAAGAUAAAAACCAACUAA